CAGGAGCCAGACCCAGGGAAGGCUGAUAUCCCUCCUAAGCCUGGCUGGAGUUGAGACCCGUCCCCAUGGUAACGAAUCUGCCCUGAGGAAGAAGCCCGGCCCUGCCCAGCCUGUGGAAUUGUCCUGAGUCAUCGCUUUGGGCUGAGGCCACGGGAAGAAACCAUUGUGCGGCAAGGCAGGAGGCAGCUGGGAGCUGAGGCCUACACCAGGGAGACCUGAGAAAGUGGGGCCAUGGGGAGGUGCACGGUGGCCGCAUCUGAGGUCCCUGGCUGGCUAGAGCCCUGCUGCUAGGCUUCCCCGAAGGGCUGGGCACCACGACCCUUCUGCCGGCGGACUUUCAUGGCAUGAGGGCUCUGAUGCAUUGUGCCAGCCAGCAGGCCCACGGCUGUAGGUCGGAAGCCUCUGUGGAGUCAUGAAGGGGGUAGUGCUUGGGGAGGGACAGACCUGGCCGCCUGACAAACAAGGCGGGCCCCACUCAGGAAAGCCCAUAGGCUGGCUCACACUAAGUUUCACUUCCCGCCACUAACUGCCGGCAGCAAGAACCAGCCAGACCCCGAAUCACUGCUGCUGCCUGCUGCUCGGCUCCUGGCAGGUACCCAGCAUGGGCUCACAGGCCCCAGCCCCAGGACCCGUGCAGACCCUCAUUUUCUUGGACCUGGAGGCCACUGGCCUGCCUUCCUCCCAGCCCAAGGUCACGGAGCUGUGCCUGCUGGCUGUCCACAGAUGUGCCCUGGAGAGCUCACCCCCUACUCAGGGGCCUCCCACAGUGCCCCCACCACCCCGGGUGCUGGACAAGCUCUCUCUGUGUGUGGCUCCAGGGAAGGCUUGCAGCCCAGAAGCUAGCAAGAUCACAGGCCUAAGCACAGCCAUACUGGCAGCACAUGGACGACUGUGCUUUGACGCCGACCUGGCCGGCCUGCUCCGAGCCUUCCUGCAGCGCCAGCCACAGCCCUGGUGCCUCGUGGCACACAACGGCGACCGCUAUGACUUCCCCUUGCUCCAGGCGGAGCUGGCUGUACUAGGCCUUGCUAGUGUUCUGGAUGGUGCCCUCUGUGUGGAUAGCAUUGCUGCCCUGAAGGCCCUGGAGCGUGCUGCCAGCCCCUCAGAGCAUGGUCCGCGGAAGAGCUACAGUCUGGGCAGUGUCUACACACGCCUGUAUGGCCAGGCCCCCCCGGACUCCCACAUGGCCGAGAGUGACGUCCUUGCCCUGCUCAGCAUCUGUCAGUGGAGGCCGCGGGCCCUGCUCCAGUGGGUGGAUGCACACGCCAGGCCGUUCAGCACCGUCAAGCCCAUGUAUGUGGUCACAGCCUCUGCUGGAACCAACCCAAGGCCAUCUGCCUCCACGGCCACUAAAGCCCUGGCCAGAGCCACGGACACUAGUGCCAACCUGGGCAAGGGCAGGAAGCCCAAGGCCGUUCCUCCAGUGGAGGGCCCUGGAGCCUCACCCAAGGAGGGACUGCUGGCCCCACUGGGCCUGCUGGCCUUCCUCACCUUGGCACUAGCCAUGCUGUAUGGGCUCUCCUUGGCGACACCUGGGCAGUAGGCCAAGAGGAAAGUCUGACCAAUAAAGACCCCCUCCUCUCCAGCA
This is a messenger RNA of Mustela erminea (ermine), 1588 nucleotides long. It is a transcript of the gene TREX1, whose product is annotated as three prime repair exonuclease 1. The record is from RefSeq and is a predicted model, not a curated record. Gene Ontology annotation, biological process: DNA catabolic process. Gene Ontology annotation, molecular function: 3'-5'-DNA exonuclease activity; nucleic acid binding. The coding region runs from base 602 to 1543 and encodes 313 amino acids. NCBI's taxonomy places the organism in Eukaryota, Metazoa, Chordata, Mammalia, Carnivora, Mustelidae. Gene Ontology annotation, cellular component: cytoplasm. The transcript has 2 exons.